AUGCAAGCUAUUAUCAAGGUAGAUCCUGUCGAACGCCUUCAAGCCGAGCAUAGAAUAUGGAAAAUUUCUCAUCCAAAGGAUUUCGAAGCCGAUCCUAUGAUUGCUAGCGAUGGCAGUGAAGACUGGCUUACGUGGCUGUGUGUUAUCCCGGGACCAACCAAGACUUGUUGGGAAAAUGGCCGCUUUAGAUUAAUGAUUUACUAUCCUAAGGAUUAUCCGGAUAAACCACCAAAAUGUCAAUUUCAGCCUCCACUGUUUCAUCCUAACAUAUUCCUUUCCGGAACUGUAGCACUAUCAAUCUUGGAAGAAGACUGGAAACCAACGCUGACUAUCAAGGAUGUAAUGCCUAAAAUUUGUCAUGAAAUAUUCAAUUAUAAAUCAUGUGCUUUAUUUUGUAAUAGCCCAUCUUCGAUAAUUGAAGUAAUUCUACCUGGGAUUCAGAUGUUACUGAAAGAACCCAAUAUGAACAACCCUGCCCAUGCUAUGGCUUACACACUGCACAAGACUUCUCUCUUUGAAUAUAACAAUCGAAUUCGGCAGCAGGUAGCGAAAAGUAUCCAAAAUAAUUCGUGGCGGUACUAA
This is a messenger RNA of Trichoplax adhaerens, 582 nucleotides long. RefSeq lists its product as uncharacterized. Bases 1 to 582 code for a protein of 193 amino acids. The record is from RefSeq and is a predicted model, not a curated record. NCBI's taxonomy places the organism in Eukaryota, Metazoa, Placozoa, Uniplacotomia, Trichoplacea, Trichoplacidae. Gene Ontology annotation, biological process: protein sumoylation. Gene Ontology annotation, cellular component: nucleus. The transcript has 7 exons. Gene Ontology annotation, molecular function: SUMO conjugating enzyme activity.